AUGGAACGCUCAAGUACCUCCUGGAGGCGCCAGGCCAAAGAGGAGGGGCCCCCAGAGGGGGGCCCCCAGUCGAAGUCGCGGGCGGAGUGGGGGGCCCCCCCGGGGGGCCCCCGCGGGGGCGGCGGGGACUCCAGGCGGAGUCGGUGGCGGGGGGGCCCCCACGAAGGCGACAGCAGCAGCAACAGCAGCAGCAGCAGCAGCAGCAGCAGCCACAUGAAGCGGCAGCGCGAGGACGAGGAGGGGCCCCUAGGGUACAGUUCGGACUCCGAGUUGUCCUUAAUGUCUGUGGCCUCUGAUGAACAGCGCCAGGGGGACCGGAGCCCCUCAGUGGAGUUUAUGCACAGAGAGGGGCCCCACAGCAGCGGGGGCCCCCUGCAGCAGCAGCAGCAGCAGCAGCAGCAGCAGCUGCUGCGGCUCGACGGCCAAGAGGCUGUGGGGGAGCUGCCUGCAGUCUUGACUCCCAUGUCUUCUUUGUCAAGUUCGGACUCUUCUCUCUCGCGGGCUUCUUCGCCUUCUCAGAGCAGAGAGGCCUCCAGGGGCCCGGGGCCCCGCCGGGGCGAGGGGGCCCCCCUGGGCGUGCAGGGGCCCCCCCUGGGGGGGGGCCCCCCGGGGCCCCCCGGAGGGUCCGCUGGGCCGGGCCUGCGGGAGGGGUGGGGCCCCUCGCUGGACUGGCCGCCCGGGCUUGGGGGCCCCCUGGGGGCGCCUCCGGGGGCCCCGCUGGGAGGGGGGGCCCCGCUGGGGGCCCCGCUGGGGGGCCCCCUGGGGGGCCCCCUGGGGGGCCCGCUGGGCCCCUCGAGGCCCUCGUCGGGGUACGGGGGGAGGUCACCUGGAGGUGACCCCGGCCCCGGGGGGGCCCCCGGGGGGGCCCCGGGGGGGGCCCCCGGGGGGGCCCCCGGAGGCGAGGCCGGGGCGCAUGCAAAGAGAAGCCCCGGGAGACGCAGCGGGAAGUUUUUGUUUGACCUUUGGGUCCCAACAACUUUCCAUCCUCUCGGGAAAGAUGCAGUGAAGGCCGUUUUGGGGGCCCGCGGGAAUACCCACAAAGAAAUGGAAAGGGUCGCGGGGGCCCACGUGCAGAUUUACGGCAAACAGCUCAACAGAAAUACCAAAAAACACGAAUAUGACGAAUUCAGGGACAACCAGCCGCUGCACCUGGUGGUCACGAGCGACCGCCUCCGCAACCCAAACCCCAGUCCAGAAGAGCAGCUGCAAAUAGUGCAUCGCCUGCAGCACAUGUUGGAGGGCCUCGUGCGGGACUGCUGGCCCCCGGGGGCCCCCCACCCCCCGCAUGCAUUCUUCGAGAAGCAGCAGUGCUUGGGGCCCUCCACGGGGCCCCUCGUGGAGGUCCACCCGCUCGACGGUUCCUGCAGAGUCGCGGGGGCCCCGGGGGCCCCGGGGGCCCCCGGGGCCCCGGGGGCCCCGGGGGCCCCCCCGGGAGGGGGGGGCCCCCCGCGCCUGCCCGCCAACCCGGCGGCUGCGCCCGGGGGCCCCCUCGCGCUGCAGCAGCAGCAGCGCGCCAACGACCCGGCGCCCCAGGACCCCAGGGGGGCCCCCCCGGACAGGCAAGCGGGGGGGCCCCUCUCGUUCCCCCAGCCCCCGUCGGGGCCCCCGCCGCCCCCGCAGCAGCAGCUGCAGCAGCAGCAGCUGCAGCAGCAGCAGCAGCUGCAGGAGGAGUCGCCCUCGCAGGCCCCCUGGGCCCACGCGGACCCCGCAGCUGUCCACGCCCUGACCAGUGGACCACGAGGGGAGGCCCGCUUCCAGGGCGACCCGAGUUUGCUGCUGGACCUGCCGCCGCCCGUGUGUCUGCUGAUGCUCACGCUGCAGGGGCUGCAUGCGCUGCUGGCUGAAGAGGGCCCCUGUUCGUUUGCUGCACUUCCGCAGCGUUUUGCGACUAAGUGGGAAGUGCCUUUGCGUUACUUGCGGGCUGAGUACGGGCUGGGGCCCUCUUGUGCUUUGUCUUGGAACGACACUCUCUUUGGUUUCCUCAGUCUUUUCCCCGAAAUCUUCACUUUCGCAAACCCCCAGGGGGCCCCCGGGGGCCCCUGGGGGGCCCCCGACCACCCGGCGGGGCCCACCGUCGCCUCCGUGGAGGCCCCCCAGUUCAGGGCCGUCGCGGCCCGCAUGCGCCACCUCCUCGCCUCCUAG
This is a messenger RNA of Eimeria necatrix, 2142 nucleotides long. RefSeq lists its product as hypothetical. NCBI's taxonomy places the organism in Eukaryota, Apicomplexa, Conoidasida, Eucoccidiorida, Eimeriidae. The transcript is spliced from 3 exons. The record is from RefSeq and is a predicted model, not a curated record. The coding region runs from base 1 to 2142 and encodes 713 amino acids. Gene Ontology annotation, molecular function: RNA binding.